UGCAGCAGAUCAAGCAACGACCAGACACCUCAAUAGCGUCCAAAUCGCUGUUGGAAAACAAGAUGAUCCGGCAAGAUUUUCGCCGAAUUGACCCAAAGAGAAGGGCAACCCUCGACCACAAAAAGAAACAAUUCGCGACUCCGGUCUUCAAGCAACAGGACUAUCCGCAUCGCUUAAACUUCUAUGAAAUCCCCCCGACCGACGAGAUCACCCUCGAACAAUUCGAGCAAUGGGCCAUUGAUCGAUUGAAAGUCUUGGCUGAAAUCGAAGCCUGUUCUUAUCGAAACAAGUCGCCGGCAGAGACCGAAGCGCAUAUCACACCUCACCUCCAAAAAUACCUCCCUCUAUCCUCCAACACAUCCUCCUCCAACGGUGCGGCAGAUCAACGACUGAAAAAUGAACGCCAGAAAGAUCACUACUCCCAUUUCAUCUUACGCCUCGCCUUUUCGGCCACAGAGGAACUCCGUCGGCGUUUCGUGAGAGCCGAAACUAUGCUUUUCAGAUUCCGUUUCCAACGCGACGACACCAGAGAACGACGCGCUUUCAUCGAGAGUCUUAAUCUCGAUUGGGAGCCUGUGGAUGAUGAGGAGAAACAGAGGCUGGCAGAACAAUUGCUCGCCGCCUCCCCGGGUCUACGUCGCAUUGACGAUGAGACCUGGUACAAGGUUGACUGGGAAAAAGUCCCGGAGUUGGUAGAGAAACGGGCAGUUUUCCUAUCCAAGGGGAAAGCGUAUGUGCCUGGUAGGGAGCAACUCAGCAUGAUCAUAGCAGAGUUUACGGCUCGAUUGGAGCGUGCUCUUGAGCUUACAAGCCGGGCGUUGCCGCGCUUGGAUGAAGAUGAUCGCCUCACCCCGAUUCUCAAUCACCUCUCGAAGAACUUUGGAAGCGCCGAGUCGGUGUACACGGAGAACGAAGGAUUUGUUGAUGGCGCCCCGAUUACUGCGAACAACAUCGAUCGACUAUCUCAGCAUUUUCCACUAUGCAUGCGCAGUCUUCACAUGAACCUACGCAAGAACAACCACUUGAAGCAUUACGGACGACUGCAAUAUACCCUCUUCCUCAAGGGAAUUGGAUUGUCGCUGGAGGAGUGUAUUGUUUUUUGGCGUCAAGGCUUCAAAGGGCUCACCGACGACGAAUUCAACUCCCGGUACAAGUACAAUAUCCGCCACGCUUACGGUGAUGUUGGUGGUGAUCAGAACCGCAGAGGCCGGGGAUACCCUCCGUACUCCUGCCAAAAGAUCCUGGGUGAUUCAAACCCGGGAGUUGGACAGACCCAUGGCUGCCCGUACCGCCACUUCUCUGUCGACAAUUUGAUCGGUCUUCUUCAGUCUACAGGAGUCAAUGACAGGGACGUCCUACGUGGUGUGCGAGAGGAUGUCGAGAAAAUGCGGUUCCAUAUCGCUUGCAACAGGGUCUUCGAACAUACCCACAAAGCAGAUAUUAAGAGAGUCAAGGAAGACGGUACAUGGAACCAAACUGACCUCGACACCAUCGUGCACCCCAAUACCUACUUCAAGCGCAGCUUUCUCUUGAAGCAAAUGGGAAAGGCACCCAAGGAUGCCUAACGUCAUUGUGAUAGGUCCACGAAGCCACGUUCCUCUCUUGCAUUUUGGCUGUCGGUUUGCGAAUAUUCCACCAUACGGGCGUUCCGGGUCAGGCUUUUUUCUUUUGGAAAUGGGAGAAUGCGUUUGGUCCCAUUUUGAGGUAGAUAGUUUAUGUAAAUUUAAGAGCAUGGAAUGCACCGAGACAAUUAAUUCGGAGCGCACAUCGAUGGCUCUUUUUACGCGUAAAUCUACCACAGUAACGGUGAUUAAUAAAAGGGCAUGU
This is a messenger RNA of Aspergillus piperis CBS 112811, 1827 nucleotides long. Its product is annotated as DNA primase subunit PRI2. The coding region runs from base 63 to 1565 and encodes 500 amino acids. Lineage: Eukaryota; Fungi; Ascomycota; Eurotiomycetes; Eurotiales; Aspergillaceae. The record is from RefSeq and is a predicted model, not a curated record. Gene Ontology annotation, cellular component: alpha DNA polymerase:primase complex. The transcript is spliced from 3 exons. Gene Ontology annotation, biological process: DNA replication, synthesis of primer.